AUGGACAGAACAGAAAAGCUUCACAUAACUAUGUUCCCAUGGCUAGCUUAUGGUCAUACAAUGCCAUUUCUCGAGGUUUCCAAAUUCUUGGCUCAAAAGGGUCAUCGAAUAUCCUAUAUUUCCACCCCUAAAAAUACUAGUCGCCUCCCUAAACUUCCCCCACAUCUGUCCUCUAACUUAAGUUUCGUUGAGUUUUCUCUUCCCCAUGUUCAUGGCUUACCUCCAGGAGUUGAGUCCACUUCUGAUGUACCAAUCGACGAAGUCACUUACUUUAAAAGGGCAUAUGACAAGCUUCGAGACCCUUUAUCCGACUUCUUCAAAAACUCAAACGUCAAUUGGAUAAUCCAUGAUUCAUUACCUUACUGGUUACUUGAUAUUGCAGCUCUAUUAAGCGUCAACUUGGUUUUCUUCAGCAUUUUCAAUGCCAGCAUGUCUGCUUUCGUAGGUCUACCAUCAGCUUUGCUCGUUGAUCGCCAAAAACGACUGGAAGAUUUCACGGUUGUCCCUGAGUGGAUAGAUUAUCCUUGCAACAACGUAGCUUUCAAGCUCUAUGAAAUAGUGAACUACUAG
Gossypium arboreum is the source of this 570-nucleotide messenger RNA. RefSeq names its product UDP-glycosyltransferase 91C1-like. The record is from RefSeq and is a predicted model, not a curated record. NCBI's taxonomy places the organism in Eukaryota, Viridiplantae, Streptophyta, Magnoliopsida, Malvales, Malvaceae. The transcript has a single exon. The coding region runs from base 1 to 570 and encodes 189 amino acids.